UACUUCAAAACUUUUAUUAACCAUCCCAGUUGUAGUCAAUUCUGCAUUUUCAAAAGUGUUGAGGUUGAUUUUAUUUUCGACUCUACAUUCUCAAGGACCGAGCUGGCAACAAUCAGGAGCACUUAAUUUGCAAGGAGUUAAAACGUGACCAAAAUCUUUUUGAGCUAACGAAGAGGAAAGUUACAAAAGCAGACAAACAAAAGAGGUUUGAGCUGCGGAAGAUGGAUAACUGUGCACAUGAGGAAGAGCAAUAUGUGUUGAGGGGAGUUGUUGAGCUCGUGGGUAAAUAAGAAGAUAAAGUAAGUCAGGAAUGGGAGACCGGCGCAGUCAGCUUCAAGUAGCAAUGCAAACACUUGGCGACAGCAUUAGGUGGAGAGGCUGAAACAGAUAAAAGAGGCAGGGACAGAGAUCAUGAGGCAGCUGUAGGCGACUUAAAGGGGCAGAGAGAGGGAGGGGAAGAGAGACGGUAGCGUGUGGCUUUGUCUGACUGCUGCCAGUGGGAGCGGGGAGGCUGAUUCAUUGAAGUGCUGGCAACUGCAGACGUGCCUGAGAGCUGAUUCCCGAACCCGGCCACAGAUAAAGAGAGAGGUGAUGGCUGAAGGCAGGUUUUAAUUCACAGUGGCUGUUUGAGUGUUAUCUUCGGGACAAUCGCGGAAGACGCAUAGGCUUCGGAUAAUCGCAUUUCACCGGAGCCGAACGUGUAUAUUUUUAGUUGACUUGUUUGAAUUUUGAUCACCCUGGCAUUUAAAGUCGUUUUUGAUCCCACACACGUUGGCUGGUUGCACCCAGCUGCUCCCAAGACUCCCAGGGGCAGACAGACUCGUCUCUGUGAAGAACAAAACCCUGACUCUUUUAACUUCUUCAUCCGGAGAGACUGAGGAGAGCAGAUGGCGGGGAUGUUGUAGCAAACUUGAAGAAAGGGAAGUGACAGAAGGCGAGAUGGUGACCAGGGAGAGACAUGAAUGUCCCGAGGAGCAGGACUGGGAAGAAACACCUGCUGCAGGCAGCAAGUUCUUUCAGAAUGUGAAGAAGCACCAUCACAAACAUAACCUGAAGCACAGAUACCAGAUCCUGGAAACCCUGGGCAGCGGAGCCUAUGGGAAAGUCAAGAAGGCACAGGAGAGAGUCACUGGAAGGACAGUGGCCAUUAAAUCUGUCCGAAAGGAUAAGGUUCAAAAGGAACUAGAUCGGAUCCAUAUUCAGCGGGAGAUGGAGAUCAUGUCAUCUCUUAACCACUCCAAUAUCAUAAAUAUUUACGAAGUGUUUGAAAAUAAGGAUAAGAUUAUCAUUGUUAUGGACUACUGCAGCAACGGGGAACUGUACGAUUAUGUAAAUGAGCACCACAAACUAUCUGAGUCUGAAGCACGUAAAACUUUCAGACAAAUUGUCUCUGCAAUUCACUACUGUCAUAAGAAAGGAAUUGUGCACCGUGACCUGAAACUAGAGAACAUUCUCUUGGAUGAAAACUUUAAUGUGAAGCUUGCUGACUUUGGCCUGUCAAACUUGUAUCACAAGGAUCGUCUGUUGGAGACAUACUGUGGAAGCCCCCUUUAUGCUUCACCAGAAAUUGUGAAUGGACUUCCAUAUCAAGGACCUGAGGUUGAUUGCUGGGCCUUAGGAGUUCUGUUGUAUACGCUGGUGUAUGGAACAAUGCCAUUUGAUAGUCAGUGUUACAAAACUUUAACACAGCAGAUCAGCCUUGGAGAAUACAGGAAACCUCCCCAAACUUCUGGUGCACAUGCCCUAAUUGACUGGAUGUUGUCAGUGAAUCCAGGGAAACGUGCAACAAUUGAAGAUAUUGCAAAUCACUGGUGGGUCAACUGGGGUUAUGAUGCACCAGUUUGUGAUUGUGUUUCUGAAAACGACUGUCGCUCACCCCUACUGGUACGUUAUAUUGACUGGCAAAACCGGGAUGGAUAUUCAAAUCAAGGGAAGAAAGAAACUGAGGAUGUCCAAGGGGUGGAGAAUUCUGUGCAUAAAUCUCCAAAAGCAGAAAUUAGGCAAGAGGGUUGUUUAAAGAAGUCAAAAAAAGAAAAUGAUAUCACCCACCCACAAUAUGAUGCAAAAUUGCAAACAGCAACUUCCAAAGAUACAAAUAAAAAGCCAAAGGGAAUUUUGAAAACCAGGACCAGCUUUGAUAGUGAUCUUUCAACUACAGUCACAGACAUGCACUCACAAUGGAUUGAAACAAAAACAACUACAGCAGAACCUGCAAACACCUUUUACAAAGUAUACACAGUGCCAGCUAAAACCUACACCAGCAUGCCACUGAAAGGGAUCCUAAAGAACUCAUGCCAAAGAGAAUCUGGCUAUUCUUCUUCCCCAGAACACAUUGAAUCAAUGGACAGGGAUACAGCUGCCAUUCCCUCAAAAUCAAGUCAAAAACAAUCAGAAAUAGUCUCAGGAAAGGUUGUAUACAGGAAAAAGGGAAUUCUAAAACGAAAUGGAAAGUUUUCUAUCAGUCUAGAUUUGCCUGAUGAUUGUUCAUCAUUCAAGCUUUCUGAUUCCUUGAAGGACCUCAUCCUAGGAAGUGGAAGGCAAAGCACGAGUCGCCCCUCCAGUGUAAUUAGUGAUGACAGCAUACUUUCCAGUGACUCAUUUGAUCUCCUAGAUCCCACAGCAGAAGGCAAAAGAUUAUUUUCACAAAGUAAACAUGGCAGUAUUCACUGUUUGGGUUCAGAAGAUAACUUGUUGGAGUUGGAUAAGACAGAGGUGGAACCACAAACUGCAUAGAAUAUAAGCUCUGAAAAUGUUAAUAUCUUUUCAUAAUGGAAUGUGAAAAUGCAUGUUUCUGAUAAGACCCAAGAAACCUGCAAUCAUUUGAAGGAAAAGUGAAUGAUUUAUGGAUAUUUCUCUGCACAAAUUGUACCCUAAACUUAUUUAAACUCAAUUAACUUGAAGAAAAUGUUAUUCAUUAGACUUGUCAUGAACAAUAUGUAUAGACAAAAUAACUUAUUGUCAUUUUUAUUUAAAUAUAGCAUUGCGUGAUUCCUUAGAAAAAAUGUACUUAUGUUAGUGACAAGAUUAAUAAGCUAAACAAUUCUGUAUUUUAUUUACGUGCAUGUUUUCCUAAGAUAAGAUUCAUAAUGCUAAUGGUUACAGGGAAGGGAAGGGAGGAGCUUUUAAUUAGUUUUGAGAAUCUUCCCAGAUCAGCUAUUUUCUAAAAACCAUUGCACAAAAUACUGGAUAUAUAUUAUGCAAUUGUAUUGUGCAAACUGACUCUUUGUUUACAAAUAUAUGUUUGUAUCAGUGCUGGAGAUGUAGAAUUGUACAUAUAGGUGAUCAGAUUGAGAAUUUGGUAAUGAAUGACUGAACAUUAAAUAUAGCCAUCUUUUAACAGUAGGACUUCAAACAAGGUCAUUUUUAUUAUUAUCUUUUUUUAUGCCUGGAUAUAUUCUAACAAAGCGACAUGGAGCCUAGCUGCAUUCUAAUAACUGGUUAGAUAGUAAGGCAAAAGCCUUUUGCCUUGAAUUUCAUUUCUACUCUGGAUCAAACAAAGAACUAAUUUUCAGGAGUAAACAUAAGAACUACCUGUAUGAUAAUAACCUAGUAAGCAAGAGCAAACAUAAUUCAGAACAGUCAAAGUCCACCUGAAACCUUUUGAAUUUUUCAAGUGCAAAGUGGAAGAGGCUACAACAUGGUAAUCCAGGAUCCCAAAUAGCAAUUGAUGAAGUUGUGUUUGAAACAUUGGUGGUUAAAGGCAUAGAAGUGAAAACUGGGAAUAAAAUUUAGGAAUAGAUUUAAAAGAUAGUUGAAAGGGAGACUUACAAGCUAUUCUCUUAAGGAGAUACGGUAUGUGGGUGUGGGGAGUGUGAUCCUACAGGGUUCAAUGCUGGGAUACCUGUAUCUCAUUUAUAUUACAAACUCACAGGAAAAUAUGCAAAUUUACAAAUGGCAUUAAAGUAACUUAGUUUUUGAGUUAAGUCAUGAGGCCACAAAAUGGACUGAACAAAAUGAAUAAGUAAGUAGACAAAAUGGCAAAUUAACACUGCACUACCCAUUUGGUGCAAAAGUAGAUGACAUAAUGUUAGGUAUGAAUAUUGCUAAAAUAGUUACUAAGUUUAAAAAUAUCUAGGGGUUUCAGUAAAAUUGACAAUCAACAUAGCCAAUUGCCAUAGAAGAAUAAUCAAGAAGACAAACAUGAUUCAAAGCUACAUUAGCCAAACCAGUGGAAUACAUUUUAGAUGGUGCUCUGGUCAAACCAGACCUCAAGUCUCCAGUUAGUACCACAGAUAUUGCAAAACAUACUCGCAACUAUACUUCUCCAGCUAUGAGAUAAAUCUGGGUUAUUCGACUGUUCCAUAUUUUUUCAGAUCUUAACAUACCAUGAUAUUAAAUAAUUCAGUCUUCUUCAAUUAUCAAUAAAAUUCAAUGUUCACUAGACAAAUGCACUUAAAUCACCAGAAGAACAUUACUAAUUUUCAUGUUUGGGCCAGAGCAGUCAAAAUCAAAGCAAUAACAAUUACAUGAUACUAGAUUAAAACGGAGAAUACCAAAAAUACUCAGAUCAGGAAGCAUCAGUGGCGAAGCAGACAGAGUUAACAUUUAGGUUGCUUCCUUAUCAUGAUACUGGAUUGUUACAUUCUAUAGCAUGAUAUAUGGAAGCAGUACAUUAAAUUUCACAAACAAAUAAAUCACAUUUUCAAUUCAUAUUGAACAGUUUGGGAUGGGAGGUAGAGAGUUUUCAGGAAAAGUUACUACUUUUGAGUGCAUAAUCAUGGUUGACUGAAGGAAAUUGCAUUGUGUAACAUGCCAAGAGAAAUGUUGAAAUUUUGUUUGCCUAUUCAAACAUAAAAAUAAUCCAAGUAUUUAAAGAGCUAGGAAUUCACCUGAUGUCCUAGUUAACAAUAUUUUCAGCCUUUAUGGAAUAUCUAAUAACUGAUCUAAUUUGCUAUUUGUAAACCUUUGUGUGCAUAUUGCAUAACAUUCCAAAAGUAAUUGAUUGUUUUAGUUAUUCAGGCUAACAGAACCAGUAAGCUAAUCCACAUGAGAGGACUUUUGUACCAUUAAUAUGUUAUAAGGCUCAAAUGUAUCUGAUAUCUGCUCCUGUAUUAAAAUUGUACAGUACAUUUAAUGAAAAAUAGGUGUCUUUAAAAUUAAUCCACAUGUGCAUUUCAAAUUUUCUUUUAUCCACGUUGCUAUCAUUUUAUUAGCAGUCAGGACUGAAUCCCUAACAAUCAUAAAAUGAAUGUUACUUGUAUACAAAUGCAUAUCCUGAGGAUUACAAUUUGUGCUUUAUUUUCCAUUGAUAUUCCAUUUUGAUGUUUACAGAUGAAGCUAUAAUUAACCACAAAGUAAAUUUAUUUUUCUAAGGAGUUGUAUUAAGAAUAACUCUCACAAUAUGUAAUGGUUAGUUUUUCAACCUUUCAUGUCUGAUUACUGUUACCAGGUACCAUUACUUUGUUGGUACAAACUACUGACUGUAAUUGGUAUUACACUCUUUCAGUUUUAUGAUGUCUGUAAAUUCUAUUUGUUUCAAGGUAUUCAUUUUGUAUAUAAUAAAGCUUAACAUGUAAAGAAUAUGUUUGCAUUACAACUGUGAAAGCUAAUUUUGUAAUUUAAGCCAGCAACAAAUGCACAAUGAAAUAUUUCAGAAACAAGUUUAUGGAAAAACACAAGAAUUAGUUGUGUUCUAUGCUGUGUGCCUAA
Pristis pectinata (smalltooth sawfish) is the source of this 5649-nucleotide messenger RNA. Its product is annotated as NUAK family SNF1-like kinase 1. Gene Ontology annotation, biological process: intracellular signal transduction; microtubule cytoskeleton organization; protein phosphorylation. The coding region runs from base 940 to 2733 and encodes 597 amino acids. Gene Ontology annotation, molecular function: tau-protein kinase activity; protein serine/threonine kinase activity; ATP binding. NCBI's taxonomy places the organism in Eukaryota, Metazoa, Chordata, Chondrichthyes, Rhinopristiformes, Pristidae. The transcript is spliced from 7 exons. Gene Ontology annotation, cellular component: cytoplasm. The record is from RefSeq and is a predicted model, not a curated record.